UGAGCAUGCACGAAUAUUGGUUAGAAGCGAUACAAUCCAUUACACCAUUAGUUCAGGAAAAAAACAACCUUUGUAAAAUGAAAUAGCAGCUGCCCUGGGGACCAAUUCCCUGAUUCCGCACCCAGAGCCUUGAUGUGUAACAAGCUGGGUUCCCGGGGGACCCUGCCUCCGUGCCUGGGCUCCGAGGAGGCAGCUGAGCCCUGUGGGUGGGUGUAAGGACCGUGACCCCGGUGGGCACUGCAGGCCAGGGGAGCAAGGGCACGUGGUGCUUCCAGUACCAGGCUGUGGAGUCCGUCCCAGGUCCCGACCAGGCCCCGAAGAUGCUGAGCUUUGCCACCCUGGGUCUCCGAGCCCCGCGUGCCUGGGUGGAGGGCGAGGGGGGUCAGACCAGGCAGGCAGUGGACAAUGGGAAUGAAAGGCAGCCCCGGGUGGAGGGACGCGCAGGCCCGUCAGAGAGUGGACAAACGUCAGGGCUGGGGUGCCCUGGGCCCCAGCAGGUGCUCACAGCGACGAGCUCUGGGGUCUGGCGGGAGGCAAGCCCCACAGUAACUGCGGAGGGGCCGUGCUGACCCCAGGGCGCACUCUGGCACCUGGGAAGGUCAGGGGUCAGGGAGCUCACCGAGCGUGCUGUGUGGCCCACUUCGUCCACCCACCACGAUGGGGUGCAAGGUGCCAGGCACAGGGAUCCCUGAUCCCAGGGAGGAGCAGUGCCCACCACCUCUCCCGGGGGGCACAUCACAGUGACCAGCCACACACAACCACUCUGCCCACCCACGCUGACUGCUGCAGGCCCGGGAGCUGGCCACUCAGAGGCUCCGAGGGACCCGCCCCCAGCAGGGUGGAGGCCAGGCCAGCACUGAGCACGGAUGGCCAGUGCCCUGAGCCUUGCCCCGAGCUUGGCCACCCUCACAUCCAGCAACAGAAACGGACGCCGGCCUGCCCCAGAGCCGGGAGCACGUAACCUGAAUUAGGCAUGAGGGAACGUGGCCUGGUGUGGCCAGCGACAGCUCCAAAGAGUGGGAUGGAGAACACUCUCAACAGCAGCGGCUCCAGGAGCAGCGGUCCAGGCACUGUGGGCCCCACCCCAGGGCCCCUCCACACAGUGCAGGAGGUGCUGGACGCGCUGGUCAUGUUCACCUGCGUGGGCGGCAUUGUGGGCAACGGCCUGGUGGUCUGGCUGCUGGGCUCCCGGCGGCGGAGGGGCCCGCUGGGCAUCUACCUGCUCCACCUGGCCAUGGCCGACCUCCUCUUCCUCCUCUGCUUGGCCACGCUGACCAUCCUGAGCGCCAGCUCCUGGGGGGCCCGCGUGCACCACCUGGGCCUCCGGGCGGUGAGGAGCGCCGGGUACCUGGCCUACACGGUGAGCCUGAGCCUGCUGACGGCCGCCAGUGCCCAGUCCUGCCUCCCCGGCCUCUUCCCCACCUGGUACCGGGGCCGCUGGCAUCUGCGCCUGUCAGCCGUGGUGUGCGCCGCACUCUGGCUGCUGGCCGUCCUGCUGAUCAUGCCGGCCUGGUACUUCCACGACAAGGCCGAGCGUCCCCACUCGUGGCCGGGAUCCAGGGCGGAGACCGUCUUGCACUUCGUCACCCUGAUCAGCUCCACGCCCGUCAUGGCCCUGUCCGGCAUGGCCCUCUGCAUCCAGGUGCAGAGGAGCUCACGCCCAUGGCAGCGGCCGCUCACGCGGCUCUACCUGGCCGUCCUGCUCUGCAUCUUUGUGUUCCUCGCCUGCGCCCUGCCCCUCGGCAUCUCCUGGUUCCUGCUCUACUGGCUGGACCUGCCCCAGCACGCAAAGACUGUCUUUGGCCGCCUCACCUGCCUCUCUCUGUCCGUCAGCAGCAGCACCAAACCGAUGAUCUACUUCCUGGUGAGCAGCGGGGGCCACUUGAGCCUGCGGGAGCCCCUGGGAGCCAUGCUCAGCAGGGUGCUGCAGGAGGAGCCCGAGCUGGAGGAGGGGGAUACGCCCUCCACCGACCCCAGCGACGAGGGCAGACUCCCUAAGAGGAAGGCCUGAUUCUUUACAACCUUGCUGAAGGCUGAUUGGCAAAGGCUGCCAUGCACCACCAAAAUCUGACUUCCAGAAUGAAGACGCAAGCCUGCGCAUGAGCUGCUUCUUUGCUUUAUCUGUUUCGAGGAUGUGUUAUUAGGAGUGUACGAGUUUAAGGGUGUUCUAUCCUGGGGAAUUGGAGCUUUGGUGGUAAAAUAUGCAGCUGCCCUCGUGAAUCUGAGUAGUGUUACUUCCUUACAGUCUGUCUGAUAUUAUCACAGCUCCAUCAGCUUUCUUGUCUUGCUGUUUGCAUGAUGCAUCUUCUCUUUCUGUGACUUUCAAACUUUUUGUAUCCUUAUCUGUUAAGAUGUAUUACUUGUAAACAAUUCAGAAUUGGAUGGAGUUGUAACUUUGAGAAUUAAACCCAGCACUGCAGUGA
Messenger RNA from Cervus elaphus (red deer), 2423 nucleotides. RefSeq names its product mas-related G-protein coupled receptor member D-like. Lineage: Eukaryota; Metazoa; Chordata; Mammalia; Artiodactyla; Cervidae. The record is from RefSeq and is a predicted model, not a curated record. Gene Ontology annotation, molecular function: G protein-coupled receptor activity. Gene Ontology annotation, cellular component: membrane. Bases 974 to 2011 code for a protein of 345 amino acids. Gene Ontology annotation, biological process: G protein-coupled receptor signaling pathway. The transcript has 3 exons.